UGAGAGAGAUUAAAGGAAUAAUAAAAUAAAAUACUUUAAACUUGAGCCUAUGAACAUAGCGUAAUUGAAAUAUUUAGAUAAUUAAUAAAUCAAUUAGAAAAAUGGAUUACAAUGAUUAAAGCGUUGGGAUAUGCUAUUGUUGCAUGUUCUUUACUUACAAACAUUAUAUUUAUUUAAUGAUGACAACUAAUGCCAUUUAAGGGUUGCUUUUAAUGACAAUAGGAAUAUUUGGUCUUUUAGAAUAAUUUGAAUUGCUUGUAUUUUAAAGACCAAUAGCUCUUGGCUUAUUAAGUUUGGGUAUUGAAAAUAUGAUAUUGAGAUAGGUAGUUUGGUUGUUUUUGGACUGUUAUUAUAAUUGAUAUUCUUUAUCAGACAUUCAGUAUUAUAUAUUGGGAGAAUAAUGGUAAUAGUAAAUAUUUUGACCUCUUUAUUUGAUUUAAGUUCAGGAAUAAUAUUAUUAUUGUCUUGUUUCAUAGAAUUAAGUUUUAUAGAAUUCAAUGAUACACAGCAAUCAUUUAGUUCGACAAAAAGAACAAUUUUGUAAAUAAUCUCUAUAAUAAUAAUUGUUAUAUCUUUAUAUGGAUUUUGGAUGACAUAUCUUUAAUAUUAAACUAUAGUACCAUUAUAAGAGUAGUUGGAGAAAGAGACAAAAGUAGUCCCAGUAAUUUCAUUACGACAAGCAGUAGCAAGAAAAUUUACAAAAAAUUUUAUUGGAGAACUCACUCCAAAUAAUGGAAAAAUGAAUAGACCUACAAGAGGAGAUUCAACAUCAGAUUAAUCUUAACAAUUACAAAAAAUUUAAGUAUAACAUCAAUAUUAAUUAAAAGUUAAAGGCUUAAAAUUAAGAAGAAUUAAAUGAACCAUAUUCUAAUCAAAGAAGUGAAAAACUUAUAAAAGUCACUGAUAAUAUGACUCCAUAUAGUGAGUAUUACACUUCUUAAACAAACACUAUUAGACAACCAUAAUUAACUGAUGACAUACAAGCAUUAAGAAAAUAAAGAACUCCUAGAUCUACAUAUAAUAAAUAAUAAUAAGAAGGUUGA
Messenger RNA from Paramecium sonneborni, 1043 nucleotides. The record is from the annotation of a GenBank genome assembly. Lineage: Eukaryota; Ciliophora; Oligohymenophorea; Peniculida; Parameciidae.